AAACAAACUAAAAACUUAUAAUAAUUACAAUAUGCAGAAUCAAAUGACCUCCUUUAGCACCCCCAAUAAUAUUCCUAUUCACCACCACCAACCUCCUCAUACAUUCAUCACUGAUCACAACCUCAAUCAUAAGUACACUAAACGCGUACAUAGUAACAACAACAACGACAAUAAUAAGAACGUUCUUUUACGUGUCAGCGGUGCUGGCCAAGCUUGUGCUGCGUGCAAAUACCAACGUCGAAAGUGUGCCCCCGACUGCGUUCUUGCCCCUUAUUUCCCACACGAUCGCCAACGCCAGUUCCUCAACGCCCAUAAAUUGUUUGGGGUCAGCAACAUCACCAAGAUCAUUCGCCACCUUGAUCAACCCCUCAAAGACGAGGCCAUGCGAACCAUCAUCUUCCAAUCUGAUGUUCGCGCCAACGACCCUGUUGGUGGUUGUUACCGUAUCAUCAGAGACCUGCAACGCCACAUUGAUUAUUGCAAAGCAGAGCUGGAUAUCGUUCUUCAUCAGCUCGCCUACUGCAGAGCACAGGCAGUUGCUGCUGCUGCAUCUGAACAACAGAUAUUAGGAGAUCAUCAUGCAACUGAUCAGGAAUCAUUCAAUGAUAAUAAUAAUUGUGACGGUGUUGUGAAUCAGGCAGACACUUUGGUGAAUAAUAAUAAUGCAUCUUCUUAUGAACAACAGGCUAUAGAUCAGUACCAUCCUCAUGAUAGUUAUUAUAAUCAUCCUCGUUGUCAGCAAGCUGAUGAUGAUCAGCAAUAUGAUGAAAUUCAAGAUGGCCAAUUAGAUUUAGCAGAUAUUAACUUCCCUUGGAGCUUGCAUGAACAAGAAUCCACGUCUACAUCAGCGCCUAAUUCCAUGAUGAAGCAACUUUCUGUUAAUGACCCAUGCGACAAUAUCAAGCCUAUUAUUGAGGGGAUUUCAGGUUUCGGAGAAGAAGGCCUGAGUUUCGAACAUGACCAAACCUUUGAUCAACACAGCUAUUCAACAAGGGAACAGAGUCCCAUUGAAGGAAGAGGGUGAAUCCUUUCAACAUCCUCGAAGAUCAAGAUCUAAAGGUGCUGCUACUCUGUUUACCUUCACAAACUGUAGUUCGCCGAAUUUUUUGUAGUAGAGA
This is a messenger RNA of Lycium ferocissimum, 1118 nucleotides long. Its product is annotated as LOB domain-containing protein 22-like. The coding region runs from base 32 to 1024 and encodes 330 amino acids. The record is from RefSeq and is a predicted model, not a curated record. The transcript is spliced from 2 exons. NCBI's taxonomy places the organism in Eukaryota, Viridiplantae, Streptophyta, Magnoliopsida, Solanales, Solanaceae.